AUGUCCAACAGCAUCCCCUGGCUCGCCGCCCUAGCGGUGACCGCAUCCGCCAGAGAAAUCACCUUCCCACCCGUAUCUGGCAUCCAACAUCCAAUGGCCGGCGUCGACAUGAGCGCAAGCCCCAUCAAUCCCGGUCUCGACAUUUCAUCCGCUAUGUACGCUGGUCUAUCGACGUAUGCGAACCUGCCCUAUGUUCAUUGUUUGGCUGGGGAGGGCGAGGAAGUGGAGCCUUAUGAUAUUGCGAUUUUGGGGGCGCCGUUUGAUACGGGUGUUACUGCUCGUCCGGGUGCACGAUUCGGUCCAAAGGGCAUUCGUCAAGGGUCGACUCGUAUAUCUCCAGACUUCUCUUACUCGGUAUAUACUAGAAAGAACGCAUUUCAGCAAGGAUUGAGGGCGGUCGAUUGUGGCGAUGUACCGUUGACCUUUCUUGACAACACCAUCGCGUUGAAACAGCUUGACAAAGCUCACAAGAUUAUUUCAGGGCGGACUGCCAACGCCACAGCUUAUACCGUGCCUCGAAUCGUCACACUUGGUGGCGAUCACACAACAACGCUUUCAGCACUCCGGUCGACGUACAACCAUUGGGGAGAGGUGUCUGUGAUCCACUUCGACAGCCACUUGGACACCUGGGACCCAGACGUUCUAGGUGGUGGCCUCUCCCAUUAUGCGGGUAUCAACCAUGGCACAUUCUUGCACAUUGCCCACGAAGAAGGUCUUAUCCGCAACACGUCGAUGCACGCUGGUAUCCGAGCGCCCGUUUCGAACAAGAAGUACGACCUGAAGAACGACAAGGCUUGCGGGUUCCAUAUCCUCAAGGCCCGCGACCUUGACAAGAUCGGCACGGCUGGGUUCAUCGAGAAGCUCAAGGAGAGAGUGCAAGGCUCCAAGGUCUACAUUUCCGUCGACAUCGAUGUGCUUGAUCCUGCGUUCGCACCAGCUACGGGCACUGCUGAAGUUGGAGGUUGGACUACGAGAGAACUUCUUACGAUUCUGGAUGGCUUGACGGGCAUCGAGUUGAUUGGAGCAGAUGUCGUCGAAGUUGCACCGAUAUAUGACAAUCCUGGUGAAACAACACUACUUGCCGCCGCUGAAGUAGCCCAUUCUUUGAUCCAGCUAAUGGCUGACAAGCCGGUCAAAUCGUUGAAAGAUUGA
This is a messenger RNA of Zasmidium cellare ATCC 36951, 1152 nucleotides long. RefSeq lists its product as uncharacterized. Gene Ontology annotation, molecular function: agmatinase activity; metal ion binding. Lineage: Eukaryota; Fungi; Ascomycota; Dothideomycetes; Mycosphaerellales; Mycosphaerellaceae. The record is from RefSeq and is a predicted model, not a curated record. Bases 1 to 1152 code for a protein of 383 amino acids. The transcript has 8 exons.